AUGUUCAGACAAGUGACAAAAUCAGCUCCAGUUAUCAGAGCCUCUCAAAGACUUUUUGCUAGAUCCUACAUUGCCGGUCAAUUCACCGGCACCAAGGGAUCAGACGGUAAAUAUACUGUUACUUUGAUUGAAGGUGACGGUAUUGGGCCAGAAAUUUCCCAAGCCGUUAAGGACAUUUAUGCUGCCGCUGAUGUGCCAAUUCACUGGGAACCAGUCGAUGUCACUCCAUUGUUGAUUGACGGUAAGACUACCUUGCCACAACCAGCCGUUGACUCUGUCAAUAAGAACUUGGUUGCCUUGAAAGGUCCAUUAGCCACCCCAGUCGGUAAGGGUCACACUUCCAUGAACUUGACUUUGAGAAGAACCUUCAACUUGUUUGCCAAUGUCCGUCCAUGUAAGUCCAUUGUUGGUUAUGACACUCCUUACGAAAAUGUUGAUACAGUUUUGAUUAGAGAAAACACUGAAGGGGAAUACUCGGGUAUUGAACAUACUAUUGUUCCGGGUGUUGUCCAAUCCAUUAAAUUGAUCACCAAGCCAGCUUCUGAAAAGGUCAUUAGAUACGCUUUUGAGUACGCUAAGUCUAUCAACAAACCACAUGUUCUUGUUGUCCAUAAAGCUUCCAUUAUGAAAUUGUCCGAUGGUUUGUUUGUCAACACUGCUAAAGAAGUUGCCCAAGAAUACCCAGAUGUCUCUUUGGACUUUGAAUUGUUGGACAACACCUCCUUAAGAUUAACUGCUGACCCAUCUCAAUACAAGAACGUUGUCAUGGUUAUGCCAAACUUGUACGGUGAUAUCAUGUCCGAUUUAUCAUCCGGUUUGAUUGGUGGUUUGGGUUUGACUCCAUCCGGUAACAUGGGUAACAAGGUUUCUAUUUUCGAAGCUGUCCAUGGUUCUGCUCCAGAUAUUGCCGGUAAAGGCUUAGCUAACCCCACUGCCUUGUUAUUGUCAUCCUGUAUGAUGUUGAGACACAUGUCUUUGAACGCCGAUGCUGACAAAAUUGAAAAUGCUGUGUUGAAGACUAUUGCUUCCGGUCCAGAAAAUAGAACUGGUGACUUGAAAGGUACUGCUACCACCAAACGUUUCACUGAAGAAGUCAUUAAGAACUUAUAA
Molecule: messenger RNA, 1110 nt
Organism: Candida dubliniensis CD36
Lineage: Eukaryota; Fungi; Ascomycota; Pichiomycetes; Serinales; Debaryomycetaceae
Gene: IDH2
Product: isocitrate dehydrogenase (NAD(+))
Exons: 1
Coding region: 1-1110 (369 amino acids)
Biological process (GO): tricarboxylic acid cycle; isocitrate metabolic process
Cellular component (GO): mitochondrion
Molecular function (GO): isocitrate dehydrogenase (NAD+) activity; magnesium ion binding; NAD binding
Source: RefSeq, a predicted model, not a curated record